UGGUUUCUUGCAGUUGACAGCAUUGGAAGUCGAAGUGUACUGUGAGGUUAGAAGGGACGCGUCUCAUUCGCACGUGGUUCUAGUGUGUAUCGAGUUUAUAUUUUUUAUAGUUUCUUAAAUAUAUAUUAAAGGAACAACAUGGGUAGACCAGGAUUUUCACCAGGCAAUCGCGGCGGCGGUGGCGGUAGAGGAGGCUUCGGCGGCGGCCGCGGUGGUGGAGGUCGAGGUGGCGGCGGCCGUGGAGGAUUUGGAGGUGGCGGUGGCCGUGGAGGAUUCGGAGGAGGUGGUGGUCGAGGCGGUUUCGGAGGCCGAGGCGGCGGUGGCCGUGGAGGUGGUAGAGGAGGUGGUGGACGCGGCGGCGGUGGUCGCGGAGGAAGAGGAGGCGGUGGUGGUGGCUUCAAGGGAGGCAAAACCGUUGUAAUUGAACCGCAUAGGCACGAGGGAGUUUUUAUUGCACGUGGAAAAGAGGAUGCUUUGGUUACACUUAAUUUUGUGCCAGGAUCUGAGGUCUAUGGAGAAAAAAGAAUUUCUGUUGAGACUGAUGGUAACAAAUUAGAAUACAGAGUGUGGAAUCCUUUCAGAAGUAAAUUAGCUGCAGCUAUAUUGGGAGGUGUUGACCAAAUCCACAUGCCACCUGGCAGUAAAGUAUUAUACUUAGGAGCAGCUUCUGGAACAACUGUUUCUCAUGUAUCAGAUGUUGUGGGGCCAGAAGGAUUAGUGUAUGCUGUUGAAUUUUCACACAGGUCAGGCAGAGAUCUGAUAAAUGUAGCUAAGAAACGUACGAAUAUAAUUCCAAUCAUUGAAGAUGCCAGACACCCUCAUAAAUACAGGAUGUUGAUCGGUAUGGUUGAUACAAUUUUUGCCGAUGUUGCGCAACCUGACCAAGCCAGAAUAGUUGCCUUAAACGCUCAAUAUUUCCUUAAAAAUGGUGGACAUUUUGUAAUUUCAAUUAAAGCAUCUUGUAUUGAUUCAACAGCACAACCAGAAGCUGUUUUUGCAUCAGAGGUUAAAAAGUUGUUAGCUGAUAAGUUGAAACCUCAAGAACAGAUCACAUUGGAACCAUAUGAAAGGGAUCAUGCAGUUGUGGUGGGUGUUUAUCGACCACCACCCAAAAACUGAUUUUGAUAAUUAGUGUAAGUGAUUUUAGAAUAGGUGACACAAUUUCAUUUUGACUAUCAAUUAUGUUGUUAAAUGUAACACUUUAUAUAGUGUUUGAUUGAUUUUUAUAUUGUACAAAUUUUAUCUUGAAUUGUAUGAACUUCUCCAUUAUGUACUUGAUAGUAGAAAUAUAUAUAUUUGCUUCAGUUCUGUAUUUUUAUAAAAGAUAAUCUGUUUAAUAAACAAUAUCUUAAUAACAA
Molecule: messenger RNA, 1358 nt
Organism: Aethina tumida (small hive beetle)
Lineage: Eukaryota; Metazoa; Arthropoda; Insecta; Coleoptera; Nitidulidae
Gene: Fib
Product: rRNA 2'-O-methyltransferase fibrillarin
Exons: 3
Coding region: 139-1119 (326 amino acids)
Biological process (GO): box C/D sno(s)RNA 3'-end processing; rRNA methylation
Cellular component (GO): small-subunit processome; nucleolus; box C/D methylation guide snoRNP complex
Molecular function (GO): RNA binding; histone H2AQ104 methyltransferase activity; rRNA methyltransferase activity
Source: RefSeq, a predicted model, not a curated record